Molecule: messenger RNA, 1531 nt
Organism: Chironomus riparius
Lineage: Eukaryota; Metazoa; Arthropoda; Insecta; Diptera; Chironomidae
Source: the annotation of a GenBank genome assembly
CGGUGGAUCAAAAAAUAUUAAUUUAUGUGAAAAAUGGAAUUGAAAAUGGAUGAAAAUUGUGAAAAGUCAAGUGACAAAAAUACAUCACCGGAUACGCUUAUUGAGACAAAAUUAUCAAGAAUUCCAAAAGCAUUUUCCAUUGAAAAUUUAAUUGCAAAAAAGUCAAGCAAUUCAGAAAUAGAAAAUGAAUGUCCAUCAGUUCCGGACGUAAAUUAUCAGCAGCAUCGAAUUCCACCAAUAGCAUUUCCGCAAAAUUUUCCAUUCUAUCAUCCAUGGGCGGCUAAUUACUUAAUGUCACACACAAAUGUAUCGCCAGAAAAUUUAUUACUCAAUGCCAGUGCCUGCGUUGUCAAUUCUCAACAGUUGUAUCAACUUCAAAAUGAUAAAUUGGGCAAUUUUGUAGACAAUUCACAGCCACAGCUGCAUCCGAAAGAAAAAUUUACGGAGAUGCUCUUUAAUCCAUUGAACAAUUUACCGCAUGACCAAAAUAAUCUUGCAACAUAUCAACAAUUACUUCAUCACCAUCCCGACCAGGCAAACUUCUUUGCCAGUAAACUUAAGGAUGCAAAUUUCAUUAAUGAAUUUUACACAAAUUAUUUCAUGCUGGAAAAUAAUCGAAUUAUGAAUUUAACAAUUAAUAGUGAUAAUAAUAAUGUGGUGAUGAAAAGGACCAAAAAGAGUUUAAGCAAUGAGAACAAUAAUAUUAGCAGUAAUAAUAAUUUAAGUGGGAAUAAUGAUAAUUCAAAUAAUAGUGAUUAUGAUAAUAAUGUCAAUGAUAGUCAUAAUAAAUUGAUGGUGAUGGAUCGAAAUGGAAUGUAUUAUGAAGAAGAUUCAUCAUAUAGUGAUUUAAGUGUAACCAUGUCACCUGAACAGAUACAAAUUAGUGGACAAGAUAAAGAUUUAUGUAAUACAGAAUCAGAAUGCUCGGAUAACGACGAUGAAUGUGAUGAUGACGAGGAAAAUAUGGAAAAUUCGAGUGAGAAUGGACAGAAAUCAGGAGCUAAGUCGAGGAGACGAAGGACGGCAUUUACGAGUGAGCAGCUGCUGGAAUUAGAAAGAGAAUUUCACGCUAAAAAGUAUUUAAGUCUAACGGAAAGAAGUCAGAUUGCGACAAGCUUGAAAUUGAGUGAAGUGCAGAUCAAAAUUUGGUUCCAAAACAGACGAGCAAAAUGGAAGCGAGUAAAAGCCGGUCUAACGUCACACAACAUGGGAAAUCGAGGAACACAAUCGACGGGAAAUAAAAUUGUUGUGCCUAUUCCUGUUCACGUUAAUCGAUUUGCGAUACGUCAUCAGCAUCAAACAAUGGAGAAAUUGAGUCUUUGUGGACCAAAGCCGGAACUGAGGACGGCAUCGAAUGUUGAUAGCAGUUGCUUUGAAAGUUUUAAGAUGCAGAAGGCGACGAAGCAGUUUUCGUAGAGUUGAGGUGUGAUUUGAAGAUUAGCUAAGAGGCAGCCAUAUGAAAUCCAAACAGAAUCAAGUGUCGCUCGGGAUUUUAACCUCAAAAAAAAUUCUGAUUUUAAUUACUUAAAAG